This is a messenger RNA of Protobothrops mucrosquamatus (brown spotted pit viper), 3069 nucleotides long. RefSeq names its product consortin, connexin sorting protein (gene CNST). Gene Ontology annotation, cellular component: trans-Golgi network; plasma membrane; transport vesicle. Gene Ontology annotation, molecular function: connexin binding. NCBI's taxonomy places the organism in Eukaryota, Metazoa, Chordata, Lepidosauria, Squamata, Viperidae. Gene Ontology annotation, biological process: positive regulation of Golgi to plasma membrane protein transport. The record is from RefSeq and is a predicted model, not a curated record.
GAGAGUUAUUUGGACAAAGUGGAAAUAAAGUUCAUUAUAAUGGAUGAUAGGGAAUCUCCUACGAAUGAUCUUCCUUUAAAUUUACAAGAUGUACUUCAUGCUGACAUACAUGAAGAAAGGAUCAAAAGUUGCUUGGCUUCUUCUCCAGAUGAAAAUGAAAAUCAGUGUAAGAGUAGGAAGCAUAAUACUCUGAAAAACUCUCAUAACACAAUGGGAAGAGUUGAGCAGGACAGCAUUAAUAAUAACGAGGACAGUAGAGACUAUACAUCUUGCUUCCAAGAAGAUGAAAGGGAUAGGCCAUGUAAAAGUUUGAAAUCAGACAUGCCACAGAAGCUUGGUUCUGAAAAAAAGAAUCCAAGAAAAACAAAGAGUGCUAGCAGGAAAGACAUUUCUGCAGCCAAACAAGAGAAAGCUGACUUUACAGCAGUAUCUUAUGUGCAAGGGGCAGAUGGAAACAAGACAAAUUCAAACCAUCCUCUGAAAGAACCAGCUCAAACUUUACAAUUAAUCUUCUCUCUUCUUCAAGAAGAAUUUAAGCAAAUGGAUUCAAGUGUACUUCCCCUCUUCCUGCAUCAGAUUGCUGAAACUUACUUUCAAGAUGGAGAAUAUGAGAAAGCAAUGAAGUUCAUUUGGCUUGAACAGUUGUAUCACAAGCAGUUGCUUACAAAUCUCUCUUCUCUUCAGCAGCAGUGGGAAACAAAAUGGAAAGCAACAGUGUGCAAUGAGGUUCCAAAUCUAAAGAAUUCUUCUAAAGAGCUGAAUAAUGAAGAGCUAGACAAACUUGCUGAAUUUUGCACAUCUCAUCAAGAGCCACUUGUCUCCAGAAGCAAGCUCAUAAAUAAAGAAAUAUCCUUCAGAUGUGAACAGUUCAUAAGUUUAAUGGCAUCUGAAGAUUUAAAAGAACAAAGUACUUCUACAUGGGAUUCAGAUACUCAGAGCCGGCCAAGUACUGAAACAAAGAAAAAGAAUCAUCACAAAGAAAGAGAGAGGGAUGAAAGUUUCCAGUCUGAAAGCUGUUGUCUGAUUAAGGAAAAAGAAAGGCUUCACAUAUCCGGGAGGAAACACCAUCUCCAGGAGCAGCUCUGCAAUACUGAACCCACACUGAAUCAGCCAUUUGNAUUAGUUUGGACAGAUGCUGAUUAUAUACCUCCUGAUCUUAUAGCCACCGAUGAAAAUAUUCCAUCUGAAAGAAACUUACUGAGGACAAAAAGCUGUUCUAGCUCUGUGGUGAUUGCGGGUAGCCAGUUGGAAAGCAGCAUAGUAAAUCAGCUGCUGCAGCAGCAGCCUGAUUAUGAAAAUAACAGGAAAUCUGUGCAGAACCAAACAUCAGACAUCAGUGGGAAUGUACAGUUUGACACUGAGAUGUCCAAACAGCCCAGAGUUAUAUAUGAAUGGAUACAGGAAGAAACAACAAUACUGGAAGAAAAAGGUGAAAGUGAGGGGUCAGAAGGCUUCUUUGAACAGAUUUUGAACGGUACCAUAAAAGUUAGAGAAGGGGCUCUUAAAUUUCUGGAAACCCAAGAGGACUCUGAAAUUCUUCCACAUAUUCCACCUGAACAAGCACUUUAUUCUUCGUCGGAAGAUUAUUCACCAGAUGAAAAUUUUUCUUCACUUGAUGAGCUUGCAAAACGAAUACAGAUUGCAGAGACUGUUCGUGCGGAGGGGCUUGUGUCUAUAUUGAAAAAAAGAGAUGACAGUGAAGAAAAAACACUGGCUCAAAUCCAGCAGAGACAGUCAAAAAGAAGAGUGAGAUUCCAAGAAAUGGAAGAAUCAUUAGAACAAGAGGACGCUGGAGCUGGCUCCUGCAUUUUGCUGAUCUUACUGUGCAUAGCAACUGUAUUCUUUAGUAUUGGAGGAACAGCAUUGUACUGUACCUUGGGCAACACAGAAUCUGCAGUAUGUACUGAUUUUGCUGCCAAUGUGGAUUUUUACCAUAGCCAGAUACGGAAGGGUAUAGAAGAAAUCAAACACUGGAUAUCUUUAUAAUAAAAGAAGAAAUAUGAACAUAUAGUAAUAUUUUACUGUCGCAGAAGAAAGAAAAAUAGUUGAAGCGUUGAAUAAUUUGGCACUUUCAGAAGAAGUAACAUGACAUGGGAAGCAUCUGUGUUGUACAUAGGAGUUAAUGUCCAGUAAUUACCUAGAGUUAUUGAUCAACUUUCAUGAGGCAGCAUAAGAGACUGUCCUAAUGUACUCCUUUUGAAAUGCUCAGAACAAUCUUCUGUUUACCAACUUAGAAAAGAAAAAGAAAUUCAUCUUUCCUAAAAUUUCCAAUCCUCAUACAGUCAUAUGCAAUCUCUGUAAAUUUUAAUACAAAACAGCUGAUUUUCCUUAUUUCAUAAUGCAAAGAUAUUGUCUCCAGUUAUCAUGCAAUAAGUUCAUAUUUAAUGGAAACAAACCUUAUUUAAGAAUCAUGUAUUUUAUGUUGUUAAUUUCGAUGAAUUGUAAUAAUUUGAGUAUGGCAAUGGUACACAUAGCAGCCUCCUCCAUUUAGAUGUUAUUUAAUUGUGCAGCAUUUUACAAUGUAGUAGUUGUAAUAAGUGAUGUAUUCAUUAUUUUCAUAUACAGCCUUGGCAAAAUAUGCAGAGUUUUAGUAAUAGAAUCCUUAAAAUGGAUUUAUAAAACAGGUUCUCUAUAUAAAACCAAAUAUAAAAUAUGGCUCAUUUCAGUGCCAGUAAUAGCCAUCCAGGAUUAGUUGGAAUAAGGUAGCAUCCAGAUUGAAUAAAUAAAUAAAUAAAUUGUGAUUCACAUUUUUAAAAAAGGGUUCACUUUGCAUUUAUUUUUUUAGAUCCAUUUUUAUAGUAUUGUGAGUGUUCAUCUAACACGGUAAAGUGGAACACAACAAAUAUAUUUACAAGCACUGACAUAAAACAUCUGAAUUUGACAGACAUUUUUUCUCUUGAGUGUGAUUCUAGUAACAAAAGUGGGUUUCUUCUCCAUUACAAGCCAAAAUGGCGGCUUGACAAUGUUAAAUCCCCUUUUGGUUUUAUUAAAACUACUGAUUUAUAUUUCUCCAAAUUAUAAAGAAAAAAAUAAACUGAAAAAGUGUACCUUAGAAUGAAGGUAUCAGAC